Messenger RNA from Procambarus clarkii (red swamp crayfish), 662 nucleotides. Lineage: Eukaryota; Metazoa; Arthropoda; Malacostraca; Decapoda; Cambaridae. The record is from RefSeq and is a predicted model, not a curated record.
UGGUGUCACUGUCUCACUCCACGUCGUGGCUGGAAAGCUUCGUCGAGGACUGCUCACAGGAGGACGACCAAGUGGAGGGCAGCCCCGUUGUGGACGACCAAGUGGAGGGCAGCCCCGUUGUGGACGACCAAGUGGAGGGCAGCCCCGUUGUGGACGACCAUGUGGAGGGCAGCCCCGUUGUGGACGACCAUGUGGAGGGCAGCCCCGUUGUGGACGACCAAGUGGAGGGCAGCCCCGUUGUGGACGACCAUGUGGAGGGCAGCCCCGUUGUGGACGACCAAGUGGAGGGCAGCCCCGUUGUGGACGACCAAGUGGAGGGCAGCCCCGUUGUGGACGACCAAGUGGAGGGCAGCCCCGUUGUGGACGACCAAGUGGAGGGCAGCUCCGUUGUGGACGACCAAGUGGAGGGUAGCCCCGUUGUGGACGACCAAGUGGAGGGCAGCCCCGUUGUGGACGACCAUGUGGAGGGCAGCCCCGUUGUGGACGACCAUGUGGAGGGCAGCCCCGUUGUGGACGACCAUGUGGAGGGCAGCCCCGUUGAGGACGACCAUGUGGAGGGCAGCCCCGUUGUGGACGACCAUGUGGAGGGCUGCCCCGUUAGCGAUGACUCGUUACGAGUUCAUCGCUUUUCCCGGAGCGAUGAAGGUUGGAAUAUAACAUGA